Calidris pugnax (ruff) is the source of this 2556-nucleotide messenger RNA. It is a transcript of the gene PRR35, whose product is annotated as proline rich 35. The transcript is spliced from 2 exons. Lineage: Eukaryota; Metazoa; Chordata; Aves; Charadriiformes; Scolopacidae. The coding region runs from base 1 to 2556 and encodes 851 amino acids. The record is from RefSeq and is a predicted model, not a curated record.
AUGUCCAAGGACGACGUGGGCUGCAAGCUGACCUCAGUCUACAAGCACAAGGAGAGGAAGCCGAAAAAGCCCCACUACAUCCCGAGGCCAUGGGGCAAGCCAUACAACUACAAAUGCUUCCAGUGCCCCUUCACCUGCAUGGAGAAGUCCCACCUCUACAACCACAUGAAGUACAGCCUGUGCAAGAACUCCCUCUCCCUCCUCAUCGAGUCCGACUGGCCCUACAAGAAGGGCAACCUGCUCCACCCGGAGCUGCGGCUCCUGCACGCGACCGAGACCUCCCGCCUGCGCGGGCGGCGGGACGAGCAGGAGACCUGCGACUCUUCGGCCACGUCGGGAGGGUCAGUUAGGACCAAGCAAACCUCUGGCAGGGAUGGCCAUGAGGACAAGCCAGCCUCAGGAGUGGAGAUCCUGCCUGCUGAGGGGGCUGGUGAAGAAAGUGGUCCAUUCCAAGAGGAGGAGGAGGAUGUUGCUGGCCUGUUGAGGGAGAUGGAUGCGGGGGAGAAGAAAGAGAAAAAUGAAGAGGCAGGUUGCCAGGGUGACCCAGCUGAACCAGAAAUGAACACUUUGGUCUUUGGUUUCAAGAACAAGAGGGAUAAGCCUUGCAAGGAGGUGGAGCCCGACUUCAUCAUCACAGAUGUCUUCUCCCUCAAGAACCACGUCAUGAAAAGCAGGGAAAUGGCCUCCCCAGACCUAGAUGCUAAGCCAAAGCAUUGCAAAGUGCCAAAGAAAUGCCUGGCCAGCAGUGGCAUCGUCAUGGAGCAGUGGAAGCUGGUGGCAAAUGGGCAAAGGAGGAACACACCUGAGGUCUCCCCACCUUGUACCGACAGCAACAUCAUCCCGUGCUACCCUCCUCCAGCCUACAGCGACUACCAUGAACCUCAGGGCCUCAACCUCUCACUGCUGGGUAUUAACUACCCAUUGAACCCCAGUCUAUUCUCCUACCUGAGCCCCACCAUGGCCAACAGCACUACAACACACCCACACUUGGCUCAGCUGCCCUUCCUGGCCUCCACGGCCCAGCUGAUGCACCCACAUGCCUCCCACUUCCAGCCUCUGCAGAGCGCCGAGCGCUCCGCCUUCCUUCCCCGUUUCUACUACCCUUUGCUCUUCGAGCACACCUUCGGCUCCACAGAAAGCAAGAUGUCCUCCAGCAAGCCAGAAGCCCAGCCACUGGUGGGCUCCGUCAUGCCCACACCACCCCAAGCCAAGGCCCCUGGUGAGCCAACCAAACCAGGGCUGCUGAAGGUACCAGUUCUGAAGACAAGUUUUCCCUGGUCCAAAGGGGUCAGAGAGGAGCCAGCCUCUGAGCUCAGCCUCCCCACCACGCUGGGGCAGGAAGAAGAGGAAAAAUGGUUGUCUCAAGAGAAGGACAGCAACCCAGCUUUGGGCCUCAACAACCUACGCAAAAAGCCAGCCACUGACAUCUACCAAAAUCUGGUGGGGAUGAAGGACAGCGCUUUUGCCCCCAGCAGCAUCCGGAAGACAGAGUUACCGGUGGUGACCUGCCUGGAGACCAGCAGUCCUCCAGGCAACCCCUUGAAGAGGAAGUUCACUGCCAAUGGGCUGGAUUUGAUAGGACCCGAAAGGCUGAUGCCUGGAAAACUCAGCUACCAGAGCAGUGGUUCAAGGGCCAACCCUGGCCACAUCCCCAAGGCCCUGGACCACUGGCACAUGGAGGUCCUCACAGGCCAGCCUGAGGAACCAGAGAGAGGCAGUGACACUGAAGUUCUUCCCUCUGUGGGUGCUGGCCUGGACCAUGGUCUCUGCAAGCAGAGCAGAUCCCAAGAGACUUCUGCCACCAUGACAGACCCUGAGGCCACGACCGUGCUUAUUGGGGACCUGUCCAAAACCUUAGAGGAGUACCAAGAAGUGGAGAAGAAACUGUCCGAUUUGGCAAAGGAGGACACUCCUGGGCAAAAAGAGCUGAGGGACCAGCUGGUCAAAAUCCGAAGGGAGCUCUACCACAUUCACCAGGCACUGGAGAAAGCCACCAAACCCCAUGAGGGGCCACUGGACCUCUCAGUGAAGAGAUCCUCUGAAGGUCUGGAGAAGAUCCAGCAGGCCAAGAAGGAGCCCUGCAACAUGAACCUGGGAAGUGAGAAGCUCCACGGCAAAGACCAAGGGGCCCUCAACAAGUGUACGGCCACCGGGGAGGCAGGAGACAUGGAGGGGCUGCCGAACUGCCUCCUCGAGGCCGAAAACAAAACCAUCGACCUGCUGAUCAAGAUGAGCCGCUCUGAGAGCCUCCGGGCAUCCUCCUCCGAGGCCCACCUGGGCGCUGUGAUCAAGGCUGAGGUCCUGCCACUCACCAUGCCCCUGGAGCUCCGGCACGUGAUGGAGCCCUACUACAGCCGUACCACCAAGUGUGAGGCAGACUCCAGCGUCCUGCUGUGCUCCGACAGCAGAUCCAGCACCACCCAGGCCCCCCAGCUCCCGGUCACCGCUGAGGAUGGGCCCCUGGGCUGCCGGGCCAUGCAGCGCUCCCUGUCCUGCAGCCUUCCCAGUGAGACAGACACAGUGUGUGUCCACAGCCCUCUGCAUGCCGACCCCUAA